AUGAUUGGUGUGUGCAAAUUCACCUUGCAGAAAUCCUUUUUGCAGAAAAUUAAUUCAAAGUCGUCAUGUUAUUUAUCAAAGAUUACAGUAUUAAAUCCAGCAUUGACAUCCCAGAUAAAUACAGCAUAUUGCAGUCAGUGUGGAGGAGAUGUAACAAAAAAGGAAUGGCUCAGUCAAGACGAAAGAGGCUUGCAUCAUUUCCCGUACCCUACCAGAAGAUUUGCAUUUGCAGAUAGAUCCGCCAGAAUCCACAGUGUUUAUUCCAAGAAAAAGUACAGUCUUCUUGGCAGCACUUCCACUUCCACAUCAGAUCAUAGCUUCAGUAUAUCUAGAAACUUUUCAACAACUUGUAGAACAUUAUCAACAUCACCUUCCCUAGAAGCAGCGGUGCUAGCAGCUAAGAGCACAAGUACCUCGAAGGAGAUCCUCUUUGGUGAUUUCUUCCCCAUUUAUGGAGCAGAAAAAGUCAUAGUCUACUUUCACCAGAUAACAGGCCUGCCCUGGUGGUUCACAAUUAUCCUGACAGCCUUCAUGCUCCGGGUGGUGGUGAUGAUUCCUUUUACUGUGCACUCCUAUCGCAACAUGGCCAAACUUCAGAAUUUACAGCCGGAAGUGAAAGAAAAGGCAGAAAGACUCAAGUUGGAAGUGUCAAUGGCCAUGCACCAGUUUGGAUGGGAUCAGAAGCGAGCAAGGAUGGAGUAUAAUAAAAAUUUCAAACGCAUCCUGAAUGAGCUUUACAUCAGGGACAAUUGUCAUCCAAUGAAAGGAAUCGCUGCCUUUUGGUUACAGAUGUCUGUGUGGCUCAGUGUGUCAUACGCUUUACGGAACAUGUCAACGAGGGCCGCAGAUCCUAAUCUUGAAGGCCACGAUGGAUGUAAAGAUCUGUCUGAACAGGGAUUAGCCUGGUUUUCUGAUCUGACUGCAGCAGAUAGUACCUGGCUACUUCCACUUAUGAUGGGAACUGUAACACUCUUCAAUGUUGAAGUGGGCUACCUGAGUGCACCUGAGGUAACCAGGUUCCGAAAAUGGCUGACUUAUGGACUACGAUGUGGCUCGUUGAUCUUUAUCCCACUUAGCUCACUGAUGCCUUGUUCGAUGGUGCUGUACUGGAUCAGCUCGGGGACCUUUGCUGCAGUCCAAAGUUUUCUGUUUGAAUAUUCUCCAUUCAGGCGAUUACUGAGCUUGCCCAAGUCUAAUACAGAAAGUAAUAACCCCUUGCGUUCUCUCGGACUUAAAGCUAAAGCGAGGUACUGGAGCAAAUAG
Messenger RNA from Candidula unifasciata, 1263 nucleotides. NCBI's taxonomy places the organism in Eukaryota, Metazoa, Mollusca, Gastropoda, Stylommatophora, Geomitridae. The record is from the annotation of a GenBank genome assembly.